Emiliania huxleyi CCMP1516 is the source of this 723-nucleotide messenger RNA. RefSeq lists its product as hypothetical. The record is from RefSeq and is a predicted model, not a curated record. The transcript is spliced from 4 exons. Gene Ontology annotation, biological process: biosynthetic process. Bases 1 to 723 code for a protein of 240 amino acids. Gene Ontology annotation, molecular function: pyridoxal phosphate binding. Lineage: Eukaryota; Haptophyta; Isochrysidales; Noelaerhabdaceae.
AUGAUGGACGAGUUCUACUCACACUACAUGUACGAGGACAAGCUGCCUGGCGACACACGACCCUUCCACACGAUGUCCUCCGCUGAAUUUGUGCACGACGUCAACGUUGACCCCAUCUGCAUCAUCAACGGGCUGACCAAGAACUGGCGGCUCCCUGGAUGGCGCGUCUGCUGGGUGGUCGGCCCCAAGCACUGCGUGGACGCGCUCUCGGCGAUCGGCUCCUUCAUGGACGGCGGCGCGCCGCAUCCGCUGCAGAUUGCUGGCAUUCCGCUGCUCGACCCCAAGUUUGUCGAGGAGGACGCGCUCGCGCUGCAGGCGAUAUCCUACGAGAUAAGAGAUCUUCUCGCGCAUUUCCGGCUCAAGCGGGACUUCAUGCUCAAGGCGCUCAACGAGCUCGGCAUCAAGGUCCUCACGCCCAAGGCGACCUUCUACCUGUGGGCCGACGUGAGCGAGCUACCGCCGCCCCUCAACAACGGCGUCAUCUUUUUCGAGCAUUGCAUCCGAUUCAAGGUCAACCCCUUCCACCGCCGCCGCUUCAACAAGUCGCCCUAUAUCAACCACCUGCGCAUGUCCUUUGGGCCCGCGUGGCCAAACCUCAAGAUGGCGGUGGCGGGGAUGACCGAGCUCGUCGCCCUCGCCAAGAGGGGCGACCUUCCACCCCUCGAGUUCCGCGGCAGCACCGCCGCGCCCCUGCUGUCGCCCGAGCCAAAGGCCCGCCGCUAG